Solea senegalensis (Senegalese sole) is the source of this 2672-nucleotide messenger RNA. RefSeq names its product sorting nexin 24 (gene snx24). The coding region runs from base 393 to 911 and encodes 172 amino acids. The transcript has 7 exons. NCBI's taxonomy places the organism in Eukaryota, Metazoa, Chordata, Actinopteri, Pleuronectiformes, Soleidae. Gene Ontology annotation, molecular function: phosphatidylinositol phosphate binding. The record is from RefSeq and is a predicted model, not a curated record.
CUGAGAUUAACGUCAUGAUUCUGAGAAAAAAGUCAGACUUCUCGGAUUAAAGUCAUUAAUCGGUAUACUGAGAAAGAAAAUCAGAAUUCUGAUUUUUUAUUUUUUUUUCCUAAUCUCAGAAUUCGGACUUUUAAUGUCAGAGUUCCGACUUUCUGACAUGAAUCUCAGACUUUUUUCCCCUCAGAAUUCUCUUCCCUGUCUUUCUGUCUGUCCGUGUCUUCCCCUCCGCUCCACCAGAGGGCUCUACUGGGAAUAUUUAGAUUUACAUCAGACAGGCAGAAGUAGGAGUCAAACACCAGCAGCAGCAGUAGCUUCAGUCAGAGUGUGAGUGUGUGUUUGUGUGAUAGAAGGAUAAAUCUUGCUGUCUGUAUUUCGCGUUUUUGCGAGUCGAAAUGCAUCCGGUGAGUGUUUCGAUUCCGUCGUUUCGUUCUGAAAACAACUCAAUCGAGAAAGGAUUCACGGUCUUUAAAAUCGACGUGUUGAUGAACGGCAGACAACAUGCUGUCGAGAAACGCUACAGUGAAUUCCACACUUUACAUAAAAUGCUAAAGAAGAGUAUAAAGCCUCCUGAGAUGCCUUCUAAACAUGUUAGAAACUGGGUCCCCAAAGUCUUGGAGCAGAGGAGACAUGGUCUGGAGCUCUACCUGCAGGCUAUAAUUAUGGAAAAUGAGGUCCUUCCAAAGAUAUUCCUGGAUUUCCUGAAUAUCCGCCACUUUCCUUCGGUGCCAAAAACAGAAAGCUGUGGGUCGUUUGAUACAGAAUCAGAGGAAUCCAGUAAACUUUCACACCAGCCUGUCAUGCUCUUUCUGCGAGACCCGUACCUGCUGCCAACCGCACACGACGCGUUUUCUAAUGUUGUGAUCGACGGUGUGGUGCAUGGAGUUUUCUACCCCGAUCUUCAUCCAAGGUAGAGCUGAAGAAGAAGAAGAGCUUUCUCUGCAAACAGAGGCUUCAUAUACAUAUAUAUAUGUAUAUAUAUACAUAUAUAUGUAUGUAUUUUUCACGCCAUUUUCGGUGUACAUCAGCACGGACCUAACAUGUUAAAAAUGCACUGACUGAGCCUGACACUAUAUUACCUGAAGUGUAUAAGAAACAUCGGAACAUCGCUUAUGUUACAUAUUUUCAAACUUAAAAACACAACGUCCUGUACUGACCAUCACAUUUACCUGUUGUUAUUAUUCAGUGUUUCCUUGAAUGUAGUUAAUAAUUAUGUCAGCUACAAAAAUUCACUAAACGAAACACUGAAGUCGAGUUAAACUAGGUGAAAACUUGUAUAAUCAUAAUCAAGAAAACAAAAUCACAAUAACUCUUGUAACAUUUUGUGUAUUAUGCAAAUAUAAAUAAGAAGGGAGUAUUAUUAUCAUUAUUAUUAUUAUUAUUAUUAUUUUUAGUUUUGGCUCCAGCAGUGGCUGAUGUCAUACGAGUUGGACUCAGUUUGUGAGGACACAGCACAGAGAGCGGAGCUGGAUGAUAAACAGCGAAGUGCCAACUCAUCAGCCUGUGUUUAGCUGUCAGGCAGAGCCAGCUGAAGGAAGUGCAGUGGGUCAACGUGGAGAGUUUUUUCUUGGUGGAGCUGACGACAGCGUCAGUCACAUGAUGAGGUGGAAAUUUGGGUUUUUUUGUAGGAGGCCGUGGCAGCGACUACAGGCCUCCGUCACCGGGCACCUGAUCUGUGAGACGCAGCAUCUUUAACACGUGCAAGUUCAGAGUGAGUUUGUGUCCCCAAAUUUAACAAAAUAAAUAUUUGUCAUUAUACAAGAUACCUUCAGUGGAGAAACUAGAUGUUGAUGUAGCAUUUAAAGAGGAUUAUUUCCUCCUCUGAACUUGCUUAUCUUCCUCUGAAGCUCUGCCCACGUGAAAUAUGAGGAAGAAGCGAAGCCGGGAGAUAUUUAUUGGAACUAAUCACAGAGUUUGAACUGCUCUCUCACAACACACACACACACACAACCUCUCUCUUACUUGGACUGUGAGGGGGGUAAGAAACCAGCUUCACUCUGCACAAAUAUGGUCUUUGCACUGUUGUAGAUUUUUCACAUCAAGUUGAAAUUCAGUACAGGAUUGGGAAAAUGACUUCUAAAAGUUGUUCAUGGUCAGUAUCAAACACUAAAGCUAGUCAUCUAAUUUUGAAUUUAUUCAGGUCAGUUUUUUAAAAAGGGAUGUGUGAGGAAGGCGUUGACCUCAAAUAGAGCCUGUAUAAUAGAACUGUGCAAUAUGACGACAUGAACAAGACCGUGUUUAGUUCGUUCCCUGUUUUAUUAACGAUAAAUGUGAGUCAUCUCUUAUUGUGAUCACUGUAAAUGUGUUGCAUGUCACAUCACGGGCAGAACUAACACUCAUCUGAGCUGCUGUCAGUGUCUUCUCAUGUGACUUGUGACCUCCACUACAGCACGACGAUAACUGCACAUCGAAGUUUUAAUGAAUGAAUCUUGUGCAGCCGACCUCUGCUAGACAUGGUUUUAUGUUUUGUGACACUCGACAUGGUCCUACUCGUCCAUUUUGUAGAUCUAUUUGUUUAUAUGACGUGACAUUGUGCGCCUCGUGCUCUGAUUAUGUGAAAAGUAUCGUUAAAGUGCCAUAAUAUAUAUAAACCUACAGAAGUUCAACUGUAGUACUUUAAAAUGGGCAAAGUGUAAAAAGACUGACUCCAAUAAAAAUUAAUUUUCAUAAAGCAC